GUGGCGCCCUUUGCAUGCGGGACAAAAUCUGUGAAAGUCGACUGGACGAGCAGACGACAACCCGGAUCUGACAAAAGGCCUAGCUUCUUGUGUCGAUGAUGGGGAGCGUGCGUUGGGCAUUCCGUUUUGGUUCUUGGAAACCCACACAGGCUGAAUGGACUCUGGCAUCUAGGUGUAUACAGCAGGAGGAAAAAGACAAGAUCGGCAAAUUUGUCUUCAAGAAAGAUGGCAAGGCCUCAAUGGUUGGAAGGCUCCUCAUCCGAAAAGUUGUUGCAGAAACCUUGACAUUCCCCUGGAAAGAGAUCAGCCUUGCAAGAACAGAGAAGGGCAAGCCCUACCUCACCAAUGAGAACAUCGCAGAUCCUGAUUUCUUCCCUAAUUUUAAUUUCAAUGCAUCACAUGCUGGGGACUACACUGUGUUGGCUGCUGAGCCUGAGUGGCUGUGUGGGGUGGAUGUCAUGAAGGUUGAGGCACGAGGAACGCCCACGAUUCCUGAAUUUUUCCGUUUGAUGAAAAGGCAGUUAACGUAUCAUGAAUGGGAGGUCAUACAAGCAGAAGACACAGAAUGGAAACAGCUGGAGAUGUUCUACAGAUUCUGGUGUUUGAAGGAAAGCUACAUCAAGGCGAUUGGUAUUGGUUUGGGCCUUGACCUGCAGACAAUAGAAUUUCAUCCAAAGACAAGGGCAGUACAACAGGGAAUGGUCACCACAGACACAAAGUUCUAUCUGAAUGGAACACUGGAUACCACAUGGGACUUCCAUGAAUCAAAGUUGGAUGACCUUCAUUUUGUGUGUGUUGCCCUCAAGCGACCAAAUGGGGUAUUGGCUGAUGUCCAUGUACCCACUUCCAUCUUUAAGGAACAUACGUUCGUGGACCUCGUUUCCUCUGCGCAGCCCUUAUUUCCAGAGGAUGUGUUGUACUGGGAAGAAUUUGCUAAGAAAGAGGAAAGACCCCGUGGUCAAAGAACUGACGCUUUGUAGAAAUGUUUAGUGACAAAUCCUUGGACCAUCUCACUUUUCUUGAUGGUACAUGUAUUUAGAAGGAACACAUUGACAUUUCAAUGUUUUUCUUAAGACACUAUCCAUCCAGAGUCAUUCAUCCCUUUCUUACAUGAAAAUUGAGAAGUCCGCAUUUCACUUACAAAUCCUGUAGACACAUCCAGGUUUUGUACCAUCACAUAGAUUGGUCCCAACCAUCAUGUACCUGUUAUAUGCGCCUGUAUACCAUGCAUUUUCCCUUAUCACUGAAAAGAGCACUCACUCUUAUUCUCAUCUUGCAUGGAAUGUCUCUUCAAGGUUUCUAAAAGGAAUACCCACAUUUGUGCACUCUACCAUCAAAAACAUCAAGAGCAAAGACACAUUAUUCAGUUAGGUUUUCUAAUUUAAUGUCAAGGGUUCAUUUUUUCUAUUCUAACUCAAAGCAUGGAAACAUCACAACUAGUGUGAAAAGUGAGAGUGUGAAAAUCAAAGAAAGCUGUUCGAAUAAUCAUAACAUUGAGCACUUACAGGUGUAGUACACAAGGUGCAUGUGUAAACCUACAUCCAUGUACAUGUGUAUGUCACUGAGAUCAGUUUAACAACUUUACACCUUGUGCAUGAGCUUAUAGAUCCAGCACAUUUCAUUGCACACAUACACGUUAAAUAUAAACUUUGUAGAGUAUGUAUGAAAAUUAAGUGAUUAACACAGUUCUUGAACAUUGCAAAGCAUUUUUUGUAUCUGUCUUUUUUAAUACAUGUACCCUGAACUACAUGUAAUACCUGUCACUAGGUUGUCACAUACAGUACUUACUGUAGACUUAUUAACUAAAAAUUAAAUUAUUAUUAAUUAAAACCUAAAAAAAAAUUUGUAUUACAAACUAAAUUAUGUAAUGUAAAUCACUGGGAACCGAACCAACAUGAUACCUUAUUUCAGUUUACUAUUUCUAAAUUGACACAUACAACAUGAACUUCUAACAAAAUAACCUAUCUGUUGUAGAGUAUCAUUUUCAUACAAUUUACAAGUAUCACACAAAUAAAUACUUCACACAUUUUUACAUCAGUUAUCAUUGCUGUGUGUAUCACAGGGUUAUCAACAAACCAACUCUUGAAUUUGUUCAUAGACACAUUAAAUAACAUUAUAUAUGCAUAAUGUGUAUGUACGUUAUGAAACAAAGCAUAUCAGUGUCAAUCAUUGAUAGAUACUGAAGGAACAGCAUCUGUUCAGUUGUUCGCAUGUGUUUCUAAUUCUGUUUCUGAAUUGAAGCGUCAUGCAUUUUCUCCAAAACUCUUAACUUGCAUCAAACCAGAUGAGCUAAAUUUUAAUCCUAAAAAGAACCUCUAAGUAUGUAUUAAAGUGCAUGUUUCAUCUAUUCUUACUCACUUUUAUUACAGCUUUUGUUGGAUGAGGUUCCCACCUAAACUUAUUUCAUAACAGACUCAUGUCACACCUUUUAAUUUAACACGGCAAGUCCACAUUAGUCUGAAGUUUUCUCCUGAACACCACACCCUUCCAUUCAGUGUAUUUCCCUGCAUGUAUUUAUCUCCAAAGCCCAUAAUUCUGACUAAAAUUCCAUGAUCCUGUAGUCUACCUUCAACUGGAUUUGCAAGGCUGAUUUAAAUGACAUUUGACGGGCAUGCCUUUCUAAAGGACCCUGUUCUUAUCUGAUAGGAUUCUAGAAAAGGAGAUUCCAUCCACACCAGUACCCUUUGACUAAUUCAGACAGUGAUGUCUGUCUAAUAUGGCGUGGGGCACCAUGAGGAGGUAGCAACCCAGAUUGUGGUCCAAAUUAACUGUGGUAUCCCCCAGUUAGUGGCACAAUCACAAUUGGCUUUCAGAAAUGCUGUUAAGUCAAAGUGACAAGGGAAUAGUGCAAGGAGAUGGCAGAAGCAAAUAACUGAAUCUUCAAUCACUUGUUUCCACUUGCCUUUUUUGUAUGCAUCAGCCACUACAAGUGACAAAGUUGCAUUCUGGAUAGUGGCACAGGGAAACACGUAUUUGGGCUAAUGAACAUGUGUGGCAGGGGAAAACUGUGUAAUUUAUGUGGGACACAACGUUUGCGUCAGGUGUGUAUUUCAAACAAGAAGGAUUUGACAAUAUGAGCCUGCAGGCAUCAUUUACCCGUAUAUUAAUCUACAUUAUGUCACGAGGUACCCUGAUAGUGAUCGAAUGGGAGUUUGGGGACGAGUAAAUGAGUACCUUGGUGAUGAUGAAGAGAAGCAAAUGAGAGGAUGUGGCGGUGAGAUUCAUUUACGUAAGAAUGAUGGUUAUGGCUGUUGUUGGUUGUAGGCAAUCAGGGAUGAAAAGUGAGAAAAUUAUGAGAACAGCAUCUGUUCAGUGUUAAUAACAAAAUGAAGUGAUAAAGAACGGAGGUUGUAGUUUGGUUGAGCUGUUUAGUUGGGGAUUUAUUUGGACGAUGGAGGACAAUGACUUGGGUAAUAAUGGUUGUUGAUGAUAGUUACUUGUUAUGAUGAUGGCUGUAGUGGUUGUACAGAUAGUUGGAGAUGAUUGGGGUGAAAGUGGAGAUGGAAACUCAAAGGUAAAGAUGAUAUGGUGGUGAUGGAGGGUUUGGGGUGUUGAUAGUGCUGAUAUUGGCAAUGAUAGGUGAAGAUGGUGAAGGUGAUGCUAUUGACAGUGGUGUGGUGAGGAUUAUACCUGCUUCACAUGAUACUGAUUAUGCCCGUAGUAAUGCCCCCAAUAAUUGAGAUGGUGGGGUCAGUGUCGUUGUUAUAGAUUGCUUAGGUGAUGAUGGUCAUGAUAAAAAAAAUAUAUAUAUUGUUUGAGUAGUUGAUGAUGGAGUUAACCGAUGAUCCAUGUACAUUUCCUCUGGAUAAUUUACCUUUAGCUGUUUCAAGAGUAUGAUAGUAAAUGUGUAGAAGAGACAGAAGUCAUUUUGAAUGGAAUGAGUUUUUUGGGUGGGUGGGUGGCUGAUGAUUUGUUUUAUCUAAUUAAUGCCCAAAGUAAAUUCCCCAUAUUGCGUUGAA
This is a messenger RNA of Acanthaster planci (crown-of-thorns starfish), 3959 nucleotides long. It is a transcript of the gene aasdhppt, whose product is annotated as aminoadipate-semialdehyde dehydrogenase-phosphopantetheinyl transferase. Gene Ontology annotation, molecular function: magnesium ion binding; holo-[acyl-carrier-protein] synthase activity. Lineage: Eukaryota; Metazoa; Echinodermata; Asteroidea; Valvatida; Acanthasteridae. Gene Ontology annotation, cellular component: cytosol. The record is from RefSeq and is a predicted model, not a curated record.